This is a messenger RNA of Triticum urartu, 1779 nucleotides long. RefSeq names its product calmodulin-binding receptor-like cytoplasmic kinase 2. The record is from RefSeq and is a predicted model, not a curated record. Gene Ontology annotation, biological process: protein phosphorylation. NCBI's taxonomy places the organism in Eukaryota, Viridiplantae, Streptophyta, Magnoliopsida, Poales, Poaceae. Gene Ontology annotation, molecular function: protein tyrosine kinase activity; ATP binding.
CCAUGAACAGUAACCAGCAAAAAAUUAGCAACAAAAAGCAAAGUUUCAACCAUGAUAAUAUUCCUCAAAGCAAAAUAUUGCCACAGCUCUCAGGUCAAACAAACCACCAGUUGUUGCUUGGAUUAAGCACAAGGCAGCCAGCACGCGGGUUGACCCUGCAACCUCCGACGCAGUCUGAUCACCAUCAUAUCAUUGCUCCAUAACAUCCGAUAUCAUCCAUCAAUCCCAUCUUAUCCCCAUGUGACGAUCCAUGAAACACCAUCGCCAUCAGCAGUAAGCAGAUCAUCAGGGGUCUCCGCCAUGGAGUCGUCGGCGGCGAGGAGGCAGCCCAGCACGAGCAGCAGCAGCAUGAGCAGCCAGCAGGUCUCGGGCUUCAGCGGCUACAGCAAGGCGGCCUCCGACGGGUACCCGUACCCCUCCUCCUCCCCGGACACCUCCUACCGGCACCGGCGGCAGGCCUCCUCGUACAGCGCGCCGUUCUCUUCCCAGCUGAGCCGGAGCUCCACCCGCAGCAGCAGCAGCUCGUUCAAGGCCGCGGCGCGGGGCGUCGCCGGCGUGUUUGGCACCUGCUUCGUGCCCCGGGUCAGGAAGGCCGAGGCAGAGCAAGAACGGGAGGUCUCCCAGGUCUCUAGGGGAAGCAGGAGCGCAGGCUUCCAUGUCUCCACGGAUUCAGGGACAGAGGGUGCAGGGCUCACCGCUGCAGACAUAUUCAGAGCAACAUCGAACUUCAGCGAGAAGAACAUGGUGAGGGAGGGAGCUUCUUGCAGCGUCUUCAAAGGGAAGCUCAGGGACGGGUCCCAAGUUGCCGUCAAGCGUGCCAGAAAGUUAAACGGUCAGUAUCUAUCUGCUGAACUUGCCAGGGAGCUCGAAACGCUUCAGAAGAUCGAGCACCAGAACUUGGUGAGGUUCCUCGGGUUCUUCGAGCAGAGAGACGAAACUCUGAUCGUCGUCGAGUACGUCGACAAUGGCUCCCUAAGGGAACACUUGGAUGAGUCGCGCGGAACCGGGCUAGAACUUGCGCAGCGGCUCAACAUCGCGAUCGACGUGGCUCACGCUAUCACCUACCUACACGAAUACGCAGAACGGGCGGUGAUCCACCGGGACAUCCGGUCGUCGAACGUGCUGCUGACGGGCGCGCUGGCGGCGAAGGUGGCCGGGUUCGGGCUGGCUCGGGUGGCCAGCGACGGCGAGGCGACGCAGGUGACGACGCAGGUGGUGGGCACGGCCGGGUACCUGGACCCGGAGUACCUGGGCACGCUCCAGCUCACGGACAAGAGCGACGUCUACUCCUUCGGCGUCCUCCUCGUCGAGCUCGUCACCGGCCGGCCGCCCAUCGAGCGCCGCGGCGGCCUCGAGCCCCGCGCCACCACCAAGUGGGCGCUGCAGAAGUUCCGGGGAGGCGACGCGGUGGUGGCCAUGGACCCGAGGAUGCGGCGGAGCCCGGCAUCGGUGGCGGCGGUGGAGGGGAUGCUCCGGCUGGCCGAGCAGUGCGUCAUGCCGGCGAGGCAGGACCGGCCGUCCAUGCGGCGGUGCAACGAGGCGCUGUGGACCGUGCGAAGGGACUUCCACCGGAGGCAGGAGCCGCGGCAGGAUGGGCCGGCCGCCGGCGGCGGCGUCGGAGACAGGAGCUCCGAGUGGGUUAGCCGAUGACGAUGCCUCCCAAGUUGCCGUCCCUGACCAGUGUUUAACUGUUUAUACCAAGGAAGAUUUGCAGUUUUCUUAGAAGAAGAUCAUUACACUUGUAAAGCGAAACCAACUUAUGAACUCGUAUUUUACAAA